Molecule: messenger RNA, 1463 nt
Organism: Menidia menidia (Atlantic silverside)
Lineage: Eukaryota; Metazoa; Chordata; Actinopteri; Atheriniformes; Atherinopsidae
Source: the annotation of a GenBank genome assembly
CAGCUCCGGACGGGACUCCCACGCUGCUGCUGUUUUCUCCCUCCAAACCUCUCCGUCUCUUCCCCCAUCGACUUUUGCACAACUUUGUUACAUGUCUGCAAAAGUCCCGAGCCAUAUACGAGUUGGCUGCAUGGUUCCAUGAAAGUUUCAUGGACUUGGAUUUUGGAAACGUUUUAGCGACGCUUUAUUGGAGCUCGACGCCUCUAUAGUUUACUGUGGAUUACUGACAUACCGCAGGACCAUUGGCAGCUAUUUAUUGGGGAUUUCUCGCGUGUUCUCUACAGAGGUCUGAGCCCAAAAUGGGGAGCAAAGCCCUGCACGCUCCGAUCCCCCUGCACCCGGCCCUUCAGCUCACAAAUUACUCCUUCCUGCAGGCCGUCAACACUUUCCCCGCCGACCAGCUGCAGGGGCUGUACGGCCUCAGCGCGGUGCAGACCAUGCACAUGAACCACUGGACUCUCGGCUAUCCGCACAUGCAGGGACUGAGGUCGACCAUCACGGCGGCCGCCCAAGGUCUGGUUGACCCCAGGAUUCCUUUCCCGGCGCUGCCCUUCACGGCGGCAGCGCAGCUCCUCCAUCCCAAACAAGCCUCGGUUGCGCACGGCGUGCCCUCGCUUCACAAGGACAGGCCGAGGUUUGACUUUGCCAACCUGGCCCUGGCCGCCACGCAGGAGGACCCGCCGAAAGCCGCGGACCUGGCCAAGCUGGCGUCGGGACUCGGGGGGACCAUCUCGGAGCUCAGCAAGCUCUCCCCGGACCGAAAACCCACGCGCGGCAGGCUCCCAUCCAAGACCAAAAAGGAAUUUAUUUGCAAGUUCUGCGGCCGGCAUUUCACCAAGUCCUACAACCUCCUCAUUCACGAGAGGACCCACACAGAUGAGCGGCCCUAUACCUGUGAUAUUUGUCACAAGGCCUUCAGAAGACAAGACCAUCUCAGAGACCACAGAUACAUCCACUCCAAGGAAAAGCCAUUCAAAUGUCAAGAAUGUGGAAAGGGUUUCUGUCAGUCGCGAACUCUAGCCGUCCAUAAAACCUUACACAUGCAGACAUCAAGCCCUACAGCUGUGGCCGCUGCGGAAAGGUGUUUCGGCGCAACUGUGACUUGCGACGGCACAGUUUGACACACAGCCCACAUCAGGACUACUAACCUGGACAAACUAAACCAAAAAAAAAAAAAACGGACAAAAUGAAGAGAGUUCAUUCAGCGACUUUUUUCUUGUCCCAGAGACUCUCCAGUUGAGGAUACGUUCACUGCAGCACAUUUAAAGUGAGGGAUUUUUUCUUUGCGCAUCAAGUGGAAUAACCAUGACCAUGUUCAAAAAUUCACCACCACCUGUAAAUACCAAGAGACCAUGUACAUAUGUUCUUUUUUUUUUUUGGGACCUUGAAAUGAUAAAGUUGUCAAAAACUUAAGUUUAAAAUAUGUUAAAAUGUAUUUUAGAAAUAAAUAUUUCCAUGAUACA